UUCUACACACAACGUGCAAUUUAAAAAGAAAAACAUAAAUAGUAAAUUAAACAUUAAAUUAGAAAUAAAUUUAUUAACGAAUACUAAAAAGACAAUAAAUUAAUUUAACGUAAAGAUGUCAUUUGCCGCACGUCUUUUAAGAUUAACAACACCAGCGGCCGGUUUACAACGUUAUGCAACCCGGCCUUUGGCACGCAGCAUCAAUAGCUUAACAUGGAAAAGAAAUUGGAAUUUGAAUGGCGUUAAUUAUGUGCGCCACUUAUCGGCCGAGGCAGGCAGCCAUAAUGUCACACAAACUGAAAAGCCCUUGGGUUCUCCCGACAAACAUGAAUUCCAAGCAGAAACUAGAAUGCUUUUAGACAUAGUAGCACGUUCUUUGUAUUCCGAAAAUGAAGUAUUCGUGCGAGAAUUAAUUUCAAAUGCCAGUGAUGCUUUGGAAAAAUUCCGCUACACCAUACACACAGCCGGCGAACAGGAAAAGGACUAUGAAGCCACUGAUCGUGCUUUGGAAAUACAAAUUGCCACCGAUAAACAGGGCAUGCAGUUGACCAUACAAGACACUGGUAUCGGUAUGACACGCGAAGAAUUGGUUAACAAUUUGGGUACCAUAGCACGCAGUGGUUCAAAGAAAUUCUUGGAACAAAUUAAAGAAAAGGGAGCGGCCGCCGAGAAUUCCUCAAAUAUUAUUGGUCAAUUUGGUGUGGGUUUCUAUUCGGCCUUUAUGGUGGCCGAUAAGGUAGAGGUAUUCACACGUUCCUCCAAAACCAAUUCACCCGGUCUUUGUUGGUCCACUGAUGGCUCUGGUAGUUAUGAGAUUCAAGAAGCUGAGGGUGUUGCUCAUGGCACCAAGAUUGUGAUACAUCUUAAGCCCGAGUGUCGUGAAUAUGCCGAUGAGGAUCGUAUUAAAUCGGUGAUUAAAAAGUACAGCAAUUUUGUGGGCUCUCCCAUUUAUUUGAAUGGUCAACGGGCCAAUGAUAUCCAACCAUUGUGGCUGAUGGAACCUAAGGAAGUUAGCCAAGAGCAACAUGAUGAAUUUUAUCGUUUCAUUGGCAAUACCUUUGAUACGCCACGUUUUGUGUUGCAUUAUAAGACUGAUGUACCCCUUAGCAUACGUGCUUUGCUUUACUUCCCCGAGGGCAAACCCGGUUUAUUCGAUAUGACACGCGAUGGUGAUGUGGGUGUGGCCUUGUAUACACGCAAAGUUUUGAUACAAUCGAAAACAGCCAAUCUAGUGCCCAAAUGGUUAAGAUUUGUUAAGGGAGUAGUCGAUUCAGAGGAUAUACCACUCAAUUUAAGCAGAGAGCUUUUGCAAAAUAGUGCUUUAAUCAGGAAAUUGUCUGAUGUGUUAACCAGCCGCAUUUUGCGCUUCCUAUUGGACAAAGCCAAUAAACAACCCGCUGAAUAUGAAGCCUUCUACAAAGACUAUGGCCUAUUCCUUAAAGAGGGCAUUGUUACAUCCCAAGAUCAGACAGAAAAGGAAAAUAUUGCCAAGUUGUUGCGUUUCGAGUCAUCCAAAACCCCAGAGGGCCAACGUAUCUCUUUGGAGGCCUACUGUGCUAAUGUGGGCGAACAGAAAGAUGUUUACUAUUUGGCAGCACCUAAUCGCGUUCUGGCCGAAUCGUCUCCCUACUAUGAGGGCCUAAAGAAACGCGAUGUUGAAGUGUUAUUCUGUUACGAUCCCUAUGAUGAAUUGGUUUUAAUGCAAUUGGGCAUGUUCAAAAGCAAAAACUUGGUGUCGGUGGAAAAGGAAAUGCGUCAGGGUACAGGCGGUGAUGAGGUCAACGACUAUGGCGAGGGCAGUUUGUUGAGAUCACAAGUCGAUGAACUAUUACCCUGGAUUCAAGGAAAACUAGCCGGUAAGGUAGCCAAUGUACGUGUGACCACCAAACUUGAUACACAUCCCUGUGUAGUGACGGUAGAGGAAAUGGCUGCCGCCAGACAUUUUAUACGCACACAAAGUCACCAGCUGCCCGAAGAAAAUCGUUAUGCUCUGCUGCAGCCUCAGUUGGAAAUUAACCCAAAACAUGAAAUUAUUAAAAAAUUAAACAACUUACGUGCCACUGAUGUUGAAUUGGCUGAUUUGCUGGUGCAGCAAUUGUUUGUCAAUGCCAUGGUGGGUGCUGGUUUGGCUGAAGAUCCUCGUACUCUAUUGACCAACAUGAAUGCUUUGUUGACCAAGGCUUUGGAAAAGUACUAAUAUAGAAAUGCUAGCUAUUCCAAAUGAUUCACUGUAUAUUUUAAGUUUGUUAAUAAAUUAAUAAUAAUAAUAAAACAAAAACAAUAUAAAAA
Messenger RNA from Calliphora vicina (urban bluebottle blowfly), 2289 nucleotides. It is a transcript of the gene Trap1, whose product is annotated as TNF receptor associated protein 1. Gene Ontology annotation, molecular function: ATP binding; ATP hydrolysis activity; ATP-dependent protein folding chaperone. Gene Ontology annotation, cellular component: mitochondrial inner membrane. Lineage: Eukaryota; Metazoa; Arthropoda; Insecta; Diptera; Calliphoridae. Bases 116 to 2197 code for a protein of 693 amino acids. The transcript is spliced from 5 exons. Gene Ontology annotation, biological process: protein folding. The record is from RefSeq and is a predicted model, not a curated record.